This is a messenger RNA of Neoarius graeffei (lesser salmon catfish), 1908 nucleotides long. Its product is annotated as nucleus accumbens-associated protein 2. Bases 16 to 1734 code for a protein of 572 amino acids. Gene Ontology annotation, molecular function: protein binding; DNA-binding transcription factor activity, RNA polymerase II-specific; RNA polymerase II cis-regulatory region sequence-specific DNA binding. Gene Ontology annotation, biological process: regulation of transcription by RNA polymerase II. The record is from RefSeq and is a predicted model, not a curated record. The transcript has 5 exons. NCBI's taxonomy places the organism in Eukaryota, Metazoa, Chordata, Actinopteri, Siluriformes, Ariidae.
UCUGAAGCUGGCGCGAUGUCUCAGCUCCUGCACAUGGAGAUUCCCAACUUUGGCAGUGCAGUGCUGGACAGCUUGAAUGAGCAGCGGUUGCUGGGCCAGCACUGUGAUGUGGCCAUUAUGGUGAACGGGCAGGCCUUUAAGGCCCACCGUGCCGUGCUGGCUGCCAGCAGCCUUUACUUCCGUGACCUCUUCAGUGACAGCAGCCAGACUCUGUUCGAACUGCCCUCUUCAGUGGCUCCAUCCUGUUUCCAGCAAAUCCUGUCUUUCUGUUACACAGGCAGGAUGACGGUGACAGCCAGUGACCAGCUCAUGGUCAUGUACACAGCCGGUUACCUGCAAAUCCAGAACAUUGUGGAGCGUGGGAUGGACUUGAUGUUCAAGGCCAAUGCUCCAUUCUGUGACUCGCAGACAUCUGCCACAGACGAUCCUCCCAGCCCAAACAACAACAACGCCUCACUGUUGCUAGGCGACCGGCCUACGGCUGUCUGUAAAAUUAAAGAGGAGAAGCUGGAGACCCCUGUGUGUACUCAGAGUGGUGAGCUCAAGCAAACUGAGGAUGAUGCCAAGGGACUCAGGAGCAGAUCCUUGAGGGGGAGUGCACUUUUCUACACCACUGGUGCAGGAAACGGGACCCUGAGUGUAGUUCACCCAUAUGAACACUCAUCAAGAGAUCACUCAAGCCCCGGAGCCUCCAGCCUACCCACCACGGACAGCCCCACUUCCCAUCAGAACGAGGAAGAGGAUUUUGAAGAUGACUCAUAUGACAACCUUACCAGUGGGAAGAUUUAUGGUGUCUCAGCCAGUCUCUAUGGCAGUAAAUUGCAUGAGAAGAUGGAGGUGUCAUCCCUGCCUCCAUCCCUGGAGAGCCGUUUCUGCACACUACUCGGAGGGGACAGAGAAGCUCUUCCUGCCGGACUUAUCAGUCAGAUUGGCUACCGCUGCCACCCUGCUCUCUACACAGAGGGAGAUCCAGGCGAGAGGCUGGAGCUGAUUGCAGGAUCUGGUGUGUUCAUGACACGUGGGCAGCUGAUGAAUUGCCACUUGUGUGCUGGGGUCAAGCACAAAGUCCUUCUCCGGCGCCUGCUUGCUGCUUUUUUUGACAGGAAUACACUGGCAGACAGUUGUGGAACAGGCAUCCGCUCCUCCAACUGUGAUCCCAAUCGCAAACCUCUGGACAGCCGCAUACUUAAUACAGUCAAACUUUACUGUCAGAACUUUGCCCCAAACUUUAAGGAGAGUGAGAUGAAUGUGAUUGCUGCAGAUAUGUGUACCAAUGCACGCCGGGUUCGUAAGCGCUGGCUGCCCAAGAUCAAGUCUAUGCUGCCUGAGGCUAUUGAGGUGUACAGAGGCUCUGUGGUGUUAGGCCAGGUAGAUGGAGUCACCCAGCCCAGUCCUUCCUUCCUGUUUGAGUCUGACUUCAAACACUUGGCCCAGGCGAACCUCACUUUGGAGCAGCAUCUCUAUGGUGACUGCAGAGAAACACUGAGAAAUCACUUCCCUGGAGCCAUCAUAGAGGAGAGAGCCACCACAGAGACAAGCAAGGCUGAACCGCUGCGAUCACGCUCCGGGGACAAUCCAGAAGAUGUGCCUCCAAAGCAUCUGGAGACCUCGGAGAGAGAAGGGACAGUCCUUGCCCUAAACCCAGCCAGUAAGAGGGUUGACGGAGACAGUAGCAGCCCCAAAAGCCAGCCAGAGGAACACAGUAAAGAGCGGGCACUGGUAGAAGACCAGUGAGUUCUCCUUUUCACACCAUUCUAACCUCAUCUAUGCUUCAAACAAGGAGUGCUAUGACUAAUUACAUGGCUUCAUGCCACUUAAAUAACAUGUCAAAAUCUGCACGAUGGACACUGACAUGCAAUGAAUAUAUCAAUGAACUUCAAUGAUUAAAUACAGCAUUUUGUAAAAAAA